Messenger RNA from Vicia villosa (hairy vetch), 2229 nucleotides. RefSeq lists its product as uncharacterized. NCBI's taxonomy places the organism in Eukaryota, Viridiplantae, Streptophyta, Magnoliopsida, Fabales, Fabaceae. The record is from RefSeq and is a predicted model, not a curated record. The coding region runs from base 15 to 767 and encodes 250 amino acids. Gene Ontology annotation, molecular function: RNA binding. Gene Ontology annotation, cellular component: nucleoplasm. The transcript has 10 exons.
GUUGUAUUACUUUAAUGACAUUGGGCACCGGUUCACGGUUCAUCCGGUUUGACCGGUCUAGACCGAUUUGCAACAUAUUCGGUGGCGCAGCUUCAACUCUCACAACUGUCGAUCUUCUUUCCGCCCCGCCAGUGCCGGAAACCGUCUUUCCACGCCGCCACCGCAUUUGCAUUCAGAUGCCUCGUUACAAAGACGAGUCCCCUGCGGUUCGUGUCUACACCGUCUCUGAUGAAUCACGAUAUUUGAUUGCGAGGAAUGUUCCGGCAUUAGGUUGUGGUGAUGAUUUGCUGCAACUGUUUUCAUCCUAUGGAGAAGUAGAGGAGUGUAAGCCAAUGGAUGCUGAAGAAUGUGAGCAAUUCACUGAUGUUUAUUGGGUCAAAUUCCGUCUUUUCAGUAAUGCCAGGUUUGCGAAAAGAAAAUUGGAUGAGUUUGUUUUCCUUGGGAACCGACUACAGGUUUCGUAUGCUCCCCAUUUUGAGACUUUGUCUGAUACAAAGGAUAAAUUGGAAGGAAGAAGAAGGGAGGUUUUAGCUCGAUCGAACCCUAGAAGAUCUAAAGAGACUAUAGCGUCAAGUUCUACGCCCCUAAUUACUUCAAACAACAGUUUCCUAUCAGAACCUUUAUAUACUGAUUCAAGGAAAGCAGAGUUUGAAGGAAGGCCGAACAACAGUAUUCUUCCAAAAAGAACGGUUUCAUCUAACGAGGAUUAUUUUUCAUCCCAUUCCAUGAAUCAAACAGUGAGGAUUGUCAGGGAUAAGCUUGAUUGAAUCCAGUGGCGAGCAUCUGAAAGGUGGAUCAACAUCCAAAAAAGCACGAGUCGAUAAUCGGAGAAGGAUUUAAUGUUUAAAAGUCGAAAGUUUAACGUAAUUGUGAUGUUCUCCCAGGGUGUGUUUGGGAGGUUUUAGGAGGGAAGGAUUUCCCCCUCUCUUUCUCUCUCAACUUCUCUUCACUCUUUUCUUCCGGAUCAAGAUCAAUUUCCUAUUCGGGUUUGAUCCAAUAAAUAUCAUAAGAGAUAAAAAUCGUAUUAUCUAUUCCAGUGAAGGGGUCUUGUUCCUGCAUUUACCAACCUAAAGGUAGAUAUUUAACUCGAUCUUGUUAGUUUUUGGGUUGUUUGAAAUUUGUAAUUGAAAGGAAACUGUCAAGGUUAAAGUACACUUCUAUUCUUAUCCUCAUCGAUAUAAUUGAUACCUUCUUGACAUCUUGGUAGCUUGCUUCUGUUUGAGGUAUGUUUUCUAUUUUGAGGAAAUAGUUUUGUCUGUGUGAAAUGGGACAAAAACUGUGUCUGGGUUACAUAAAUGUAUAUAUCAACAUGUUUAGUAUAGUUGCCUUAGCUCAUUUUACUCAAGUACUGAGUUGAUCUUAGCUUGUAAUUACUAUUCAUAACUCAAAUAUUAGAAUUAUCUUUUAGUAUGAUUUUUGGAUUGAUGGAAGAAUUGUUCUUAGAUCUAUCUUAUGGGAAUUAUGGAUUAAAAAUCAUAAUAUUUGAAAUUGGGGACCUCUGUCAAGUUGUAAAAGGAAGAAGUUCAUUAGGUUUAAUUAAAAUAACUUGAUUUUGGUUGAAAUAUGCUGAUUUGGUUUCCAUGUAAUUAUGUUAUCUGAUAGAUACUUUGUAAAUUUUGAUUUUUUUUUUCUAAUGGUCAAAAUACGUAAACCUUGUCGAGUAUGCUGAGAUGAGUUUUGGUUAUACCAUUUCUAAUACGAUUUUUUUUGUUUAAAUAGAUAAAUUGUUUCUGUUAGUAAGUUUCUGAUUUUUGUUCAUGUAUGUUUUUUCUUCUUAAAAUAAUUUCUGUAUGUUAAAUUUUUUGUAGUAUUCGUUCUCAAAGUUAAAAUUCGCAUGUUAAACUAUUUUAUCUAUUUAAAAAAAAAAAUCGCUAACUUACCUGGAUGAUUUAUCUAUUUAAACUAAAAAAAAAUUAUGUGAUGAAACUUUUAUGAAGCAGCUUUAGUAAAUUUUCGGGAUUGAGGCAUUUUAAUGUGAAUAAUAAUAUUAUUGUAAUUUUAUUCAAAUUUUAUUAUGAAUAAAGAAAAUAAAAGUAGUUUUUCACUCGAUACAUUAAUACUACAUCUGUAUAACCUGUAUUCAUUUUACAAUCAACUAAAAGAUUCAUAGUAAAUUAUUUUUUAAACUUGUUAUGGCUAAAUUUUUUACCACUUAAUUAGCAUUUCUUAAGUGAAUUAUUCAAGACUUUAUUAUUAGAAAUUUGACAAGUAAUUUCAAAUCUACUUCUC